AUGGGAGGCGCGGUGAGUGCGGGAGAAGAUAACGAUGAAUUAAUUGAUAACCUGAAGGAGGCCCAGUACAUCAGGACAGAGCUGGUGGAACAGGCAUUCCGAGCCAUUGAUCGAGCAGAUUACUACCUGGAAGAGUUCAAAGACAAUGCCUACAAGGACUUGGCAUGGAAGCAUGGAAAUAUUCAUCUCUCGGCACCGUGCAUUUACUCAGAGGUGAUGGAAGCUUUGGACCUGCAACCAGGGCUGUCAUUUCUGAACCUUGGCAGUGGCACUGGUUAUCUGAGUUCCAUGGUUGGACUCAUCCUGGGUCCUUUUGGGGUUAACCACGGUGUGGAGCUUCACUCUGACGUGAUCGAGUAUGCAAAGCAGAAAUUGGACUUUUUCAUUAAAACAAGUGACAGCUUUGACAGGUUUGAAUUUUGUGAGCCAUCCUUUGUCACUGGCAAUUGUUUAGAGAUUUCUCCAGACUGCACUCAGUAUGACCGUGUCUACUGUGGUGCAGGAGUCCAGAAGGAGCAUGAGGACUACAUGAAGAACCUGUUGAAAGUUGGGGGAAUUCUUGUCAUGCCUCUGGAAGAGAAGUUGACUAAGAUAACUCGGGUUGGUCCUUCUGCCUGGGAGACGAAGAAGAUUCUUGCUGUUUCUUUUGCUCCUUUGAUUCAGCCAAACCACGCAGAUUCAGGAAAAUCAAGGCUCGUUCACUUGCCCCCCGUGGCCGUUCGCAGCCUGCAGGACCUGGCUCGCAUCGCCAUCCGAGGCACCAUCAAGAAAAUCAUCCAUCAGGAGGCCAUGAGCAAAGCUGGCAACGGGCUGAAGAACCCGGCCAGGUUCAAGCGGCGGCGGGUGCGGCGGCGGCGCAUGGAAACCAUCGUGUUCCUGGACAAGGAGGUGUUCGCCAGCCGCAUCUCCAGCCCCUCCGACGACAACAACAACAGCGAGGACGUGGAGGAGGAGAGGCCGGAGGAGGAGGAAACCAAACUCUCUGAACUAAAGCCAGACCCUCCCGUGAACUUUUUGAGAGAAAAGGUCUUGAGCCUGCCGUUGCCCGAUCCUUUGAAGUAUUACUUGCUUUAUUACAGGGAAAAGUAG
Messenger RNA from Cinclus cinclus, 1089 nucleotides. It is a transcript of the gene PCMTD2, whose product is annotated as protein-L-isoaspartate (D-aspartate) O-methyltransferase domain containing 2. Bases 1 to 1089 code for a protein of 362 amino acids. Gene Ontology annotation, biological process: protein modification process. The record is from RefSeq and is a predicted model, not a curated record. Gene Ontology annotation, molecular function: protein-L-isoaspartate (D-aspartate) O-methyltransferase activity. Gene Ontology annotation, cellular component: cytoplasm. The transcript has 5 exons. NCBI's taxonomy places the organism in Eukaryota, Metazoa, Chordata, Aves, Passeriformes, Cinclidae.